AAAAAAUAUAUUAUUUUUUAAUUAAAUUUAAUUUCGCACUAUACGUAUUUUAAAGUAUUAAUUGAAUUUUACAAUAAUUACGUAUUAUAUCACUUAAUAAGAAUGAAUUAUAACAUCUUUAUAUUUAUAUUGGUAGUCGACGCAACGAAUAGGCAGAAAGAACACGACAAAAAGUAUGUAAUCAAGUUUUUAAAUUCAUUUCUAAAAUUAAACAACUGGGAGCCUUCAAAGAACUGGUUGUAUGACUACUCUACAAAGGACUCUACAAAGAACGAAAUCAUUAGAGUAUAUGAUCUAUUAAUUGAUGGAGAAUAUUUUUUAAACUUCGUCGAUAAAAAUAAUGUUGAUAAAAAACUAUAUGAAACAAUAUUGCUUAUUAAUAAUGAGUACGCCAUAAGUUUAGUAUGGAUCGUGGAUCACUUAAACAAAAUAAUUUUUGAAUGUAAAGAUAUCAAAGAUUUUACAAAAAAAGAUCAUUGUGUUGAUUUAUUAAUAUCAAGUGUUAAGAUUUCUGAACAAAUUGUAACACGUUUUAUCAGUGCAAUAAAUGUCCUACUGAAUUUGUCAAAUAUCAUAACCAACCCAUUUAUUUUAGAAGAUUUACACAUUUUUGUUGAUAUGAAGAACACUUAAGAGAAGGUAUUCAGAAAAUGACUGAAGGUUUGUACACAAAACUGGGAUUUUUUUAUGACAUGGAAAAAUUAGAAAUUUCUAAUAUUCACUUUAAAAGUUAAAAGAGAAAAAAAAGCUUAUUUUGUUUUAACUGUAUUUAAUUGUUAAAUAACUUUGUCUCUAAUAUAUUGUUUUUAAUAUGCGUGGAACAUAAAAAAUAAAAUAAAUCCAUCAAUUAUGUUUCUUGGUGUUUAGAUAGUUUUUUAUAAUGUAUCAAAAUGUUUAUCAGAAUAUACACGUAUAAAAAGUUUUUCUUACAUGUAAUAAACUUCAAG
This is a messenger RNA of Daktulosphaira vitifoliae (grape phylloxera), 947 nucleotides long. RefSeq lists its product as uncharacterized. The coding region runs from base 103 to 633 and encodes 176 amino acids. Lineage: Eukaryota; Metazoa; Arthropoda; Insecta; Hemiptera; Phylloxeridae. The transcript has 2 exons. The record is from RefSeq and is a predicted model, not a curated record.